AUGGCACCGAAAGAGCCAGUUGCCGUUGUCGCCAAAGUCCAAGAAGAAGUGCAUAAGCAAAAAGCCGGAGCGCAUCAUUGUUUGGGCAAUGUUCAUGCAAAUUUGCCUGUUUCUAAGGUAAUUUUUCAUUAUUUAGGCCGAGGGUCUAAGUCUGAACCCAGUAAAAUCAAAACAAAACCUAUUUUCCAGGUCACCGUUCACCCAUUGGUUCUUUUGAGCGUAGUCGAUCAUUUCAAUCGAGUUAGCAAAACACAAAGUGUGAAACGUGUUGUUGGUGUUUUGUUGGGAUCAAUGAAAAAAGACAAAACUUUGGAUAUUGGCAAUAGUUUCGCCGUUCCUUUUGAUGAAGAUGAAAAAGACAAAACUACAUGGUUUUUGGAUAUGGAUUAUUUGGAAAGCAUGUAUGGAAUGUUCUAUAAAGUUGCUGCUAAGGAGAAAAUCGUUGGUUGGUAUCACACAGGACCAAAAUUGCAUAAAGUAAGUUUUUUGAGAAAAAAUCAUAAGUUUCUCUGUGCUCUCUGACUCUCUCGCCUCAGUCUUCUCAACAAGAACAAAAGGGAUAUUUUUGCAUUACUCUCUGACAUGCGCGCUUAGCGCAGUACGAGAGUGUUGAGUUGGCGAGAAAUAGUUCGAGGGUUCAAUUCCUCAUGAGAGCUCUUGUAGUUAUGAAGACUAUACACGGAACACUGGGCUCUGAAGACUUCGUGAACCGAUAAUAUCCGUUCUGAACUACUUUUUUCUAGAAUUCUUUUGAUUUUGCUUGAAUUUCAGAUAAAAAUAAAGUUUUUUUAUAGAACGAUAUUGCGAUCAAUGAGCAACUCAAGAGAUUUACCCCAAAUCCAGUUUUGGUGAUCAUCGACGCCGAACCAAAGAAUAUUGGAUUGCCUACUGAAGCUUAUGUUGAGGUUCAAGAAGUUCAUGAUGUGAGUUCAGGAAUGACACAAUUUCAAUUUUUCUCCAAAUUCUCUAUUUAAUUUGUAUCAAAAUUUGUCAAAAAUCACACCUAUCAUUUUUGCAGGACGGAACUCCACCAAUCAAAACUUUUGAACACGUUCCAUCGGACAUCGGAGCUGAAGAAGCCGAAGAAGUUGGAGUUGAGCACUUAUUGAGAGAUAUCAAAGAUCAAACGGCUGGAACAUUGUCGCAAAGAAUCACUGAUCAAUUGAUGGGAUUACGUGGACUACAAUCACAAUUGGAAUCGAUUGAGAAAUAUUUGGCGGAAAUUGUUAAAGGGACACUUCCUGUUAAUCAUCAUGUUCUUUAUUAUGUUCAGGUGAGAAUGGGUUAAAAAUUCAGAUAAUUGUAAUUUUAAAGAUUCUCGCAAUCUUUGGGGAAAAAAAACUUACAAAAAAUUUCAAGUGAAAACAUUUGUCCUGUGAGAAUUUUAUGUGAAAAUUCAAAUUCCUUUUAUUUCAGGAAGUUCUCAAUUUGUUGCCCGACGUAACUCGCCCAGAUUAUGUCGUCUCUCAAAAUGUUCAAACCAACGAUCAAAUGAUGUGUGUUUAUAUGGGUUCAUUGGUCCGUUCUGUUGUUGCAUUGCACAAUUUGAUUGAUAAUAAAAUAUCACUUCAAAAAGCGGAAAGAGAUCAAGAAAAUGGUGAGGAAAAAUCGAAAAAAGACGCUGCGGCAACUGUAAAAAAGGAGGAGAAAAAGGAGAAAUCGACGAAUUUGAAGAGUAAAAAGAAGUAA
This is a messenger RNA of Caenorhabditis angaria, 1689 nucleotides long. The record is from the annotation of a GenBank genome assembly. Lineage: Eukaryota; Metazoa; Nematoda; Chromadorea; Rhabditida; Rhabditidae.